AUGCCAGUAUUCUUUGGAUCGAUCAAUUCUGGGAUAAUGUUGGGCAGAAUCCAGUCGUAUGCCACCUGUUUCGUCUCUAAAACUAGCCGUUUGGCCACUAAGACCGUUUACUAUGGUAAGGUCGGCGCCGAAUUAUCCAAACAAGUCUACUUGAAAGAGGGUUUGCAACCACCAUCUGUAGCCGACUUUCAAAAAGUGUACUCGCAAUUGUACAAGAAUCUGCUACACUACUCAGUAAAGCCAAAGGAAGUUUUGGGGUUACUAAAAUCUCUCGGUAAGAAUGACGUUGUGAAGUACGGUUCCUAUGCCAUUCAAAUCGUUGGAUUCUAUUCCGUUGGUGAAAUAAUCGGCAGAAGACAUCUAGUUGGGUACAAGAACUACCAGCCAAGCCACCAUUAG
Torulaspora globosa is the source of this 399-nucleotide messenger RNA. It is a transcript of the gene ATP20, whose product is annotated as F1F0 ATP synthase subunit g. Gene Ontology annotation, molecular function: proton transmembrane transporter activity. The transcript has a single exon. The record is from RefSeq and is a predicted model, not a curated record. Gene Ontology annotation, biological process: proton motive force-driven ATP synthesis. NCBI's taxonomy places the organism in Eukaryota, Fungi, Ascomycota, Saccharomycetes, Saccharomycetales, Saccharomycetaceae. The coding region runs from base 1 to 399 and encodes 132 amino acids.